CUCUCUCUCUCCUCUCUCUCUCUCCCACUCUCACUGAGACACACCUCAUACAAUAUCCCCCAACUAUCCUACUGGGUAAACACAGAACCAAGCGGUGAUGGCGACCAUGACAGUAACAAAGUCCUCGGCGACAACACAAACGUCAACACCAGACAACACCACAUCACACUUCCAGACACAAUCACCAACAUCACUACCACAGAUCGACCACCUCGACAGACAUGGCUACCUCUUUGGUCAGAAGCUCACCGCUUCCAUGUCCCCAUUGCUUCAUGAUGUGGUCUACCAGAAUCUCGGCCUGAACUGGGCACAACAGCGCCUAGAUUCAACAGAUAUGGACCUCUUUCUCAAACUGAGACAACACCCCAAGUUUUAUGGCGCCUCAGUGACAAUGCCCCACAAAGUCUCCAUCAUCCCCCACCUAGACGAGCUCACAGAGGAAUGCCGUGCAGUAGGCGCCUGCAACACCCUCUACGUCCGCGACGAGCCCGACCCAACCUCCCCCACCGGCCACCGCCGCAUCUACUGCGGCACCAACACCGACGUUAUCGGCGUCCGCGACAGCUUCCUCAAGACCAUCCCAGACGCAGACCACGCCGCCGUCUUCCGCAACCGUCCAGCCCUCGUCAUCGGCGGCGGUGGCGCCGCACGCUCGGCGGUCUACGCCCUGCGCACCUGGCUGGGCGCCACCUCCGUCUACCUCGUCAACCGCGACCGCGCCGAGGUCGAGGCCGUCAUUGCAGAGUGCACCGAGCGCGGGUUUGCAGGCGCCGCGGGCGAGCUGGUCCAUGUCGAGACGGUGGAGCAGGCCAGAGCGCUCGAGGGCCCUGGCGCGAUAGUGGCCUGCGUGCCAGACUUUGCGCCCGCGACGGACGCCGAGGUGCAGGCGCGCGCCGUGGUCGAGGUGUUCCUGCGCGAGAAGGCGCACAAGGGGGCCAUGCUGGAGAUGUGUUACAACCCUAGCCCCUUCACGCAGCUGGGCAAGCUGGCGGAGGAGGCUAGGUGGAACGUCAUCCUUGGCACGGAGGCGCUGAUCUGGCAGGGCAUUGAGCAGGAUCGUUACUGGACCGGGCGGAAGACGGAAGAGUUGCCGGUGAAGGAGGUCAAGGAGGAGAUUUAUAGACAGGUGGAGCUCCGGGCUGCGGCACAUCAGUCCAAGUAGACGGUGUUGUGGAAUAGGUUUUAGCAGUCAUAGCAUUAGUUGAGAGCACAGCCAGGCGUUUGUUGUCACCAGUCUCGACGUACAUAGAUGUUGAAUUAAUUCAACUUGUCUCUGGCUGC
This is a messenger RNA of Cryphonectria parasitica EP155, 1281 nucleotides long. RefSeq names its product NAD(P)-binding protein. The coding region runs from base 107 to 1162 and encodes 351 amino acids. NCBI's taxonomy places the organism in Eukaryota, Fungi, Ascomycota, Sordariomycetes, Diaporthales, Cryphonectriaceae. The record is from RefSeq and is a predicted model, not a curated record. The transcript is spliced from 2 exons. Gene Ontology annotation, molecular function: shikimate 3-dehydrogenase (NADP+) activity. Gene Ontology annotation, biological process: shikimate metabolic process; chorismate biosynthetic process.